Messenger RNA from Nycticebus coucang (slow loris), 2068 nucleotides. It is a transcript of the gene RPE, whose product is annotated as ribulose-5-phosphate-3-epimerase. The transcript is spliced from 8 exons. Gene Ontology annotation, molecular function: D-ribulose-phosphate 3-epimerase activity; metal ion binding. NCBI's taxonomy places the organism in Eukaryota, Metazoa, Chordata, Mammalia, Primates, Lorisidae. Gene Ontology annotation, cellular component: cytosol. Gene Ontology annotation, biological process: carbohydrate metabolic process; pentose-phosphate shunt; pentose-phosphate shunt, non-oxidative branch. The record is from RefSeq and is a predicted model, not a curated record. Bases 371 to 853 code for a protein of 160 amino acids.
UUGGGAACCAGCACUAUGGCGUCGGGCUGCAAGAUUGGCCCGUCCAUCCUAAACAGCGACCUGGCCAAUUUAGGGGCCGAGUGCCUCCGGAUGUUAGACUCUGGGGCGGAUUAUCUGCACCUGGAUGUAAUGGACGGGCACCUGCUCUUCAGGGAGGUCAGUUUUUUUGAUGUGGUUAUUGUAUUUUUAUUGUAAAAUAUCCAGUAGGCCUUACUUCCUGCUUAUGUGACUCUUCAAGUUUAAGUAAACACAAGCAUCUUAUACACAACCCUGACAGUCAUUGCUCAGGCAUUUUGUUCCCAACAUCACCUUUGGUCACCCUGUGGUAGAAAGCCUCCGAAAGCAGCUAGGCCAGGACCCUUUCUUUGACAUGCACAUGAUGGUGUCCAGGCCGGAACAGUGGGUAAAGCCAAUGGCUAUCGCAGGAGCCAAUCAGUACACCUUUCAUCUCGAGGCUACUGAGAACCCAGGGGCUUUAAUAAAAGACAUUCGGGAGAAUGGGAUGAAGGUUGGCCUUGCCAUCAAACCAGGAACUACAGUUGAGUAUUUGGCACCAUGGGCUAAUCAGAUAGAUAUGGCCUUGGUUAUGACAGUGGAACCUGGGUUUGGAGGGCAGAAAUUCAUGGAAGAUAUGAUGCCAAAGGUUCACUGGUUGAGGACCCAGUUCCCAUCUUUGGAUAUAGAGGUCGAUGGUGGAGUAGGUCCUGACACUGUCCAUAAGUGUGCGGAGGCAGGAGCUAACAUGAUUGUGUCUGGCAGUGCCAUUAUGAGGAGUGAAGACCCCAGAUCUGUGAUCAACCUGUUAAGAAAUGUUUGCUCAGAAGCUGCUCAGAAACGUUCUCUUGAUCGAUGAAACCACAAGCUCAGUGUUUCUGCUCAUGAAAUCUCCUUUUUACUGGAAAACAGGAAUAUUGACUACAAAAUCACAUUUCAGGCAGUACAGCUUUUUGAAACAAUUAUUCAUUCCAGUGAUUAAAAUCUAUUUGCAGAAUGUUUUAAGAGGUUAGCAUUUGGUGUGUAUAACUCAUUUUUAGUGAUGCAAUUUAAAGAUUAGCGUGGUGAAAUACUCAGUUUUUACUGGGAGACUUGAUUUUUAUAGAGAGUAAAAAUAGGUUGUAUUAAGGUUACAAAAAUAAAUGUCUUACUGCGUCACAUGGGCAUAUUAGCUACUAUGAAAAAUUCUUUUGUAUUUCUAUGAAAAAUUUUGUUUCUCAGCUGUUCUCCAAAUGCAAAGGAAAUCCUGUGUUUUCCCUAUUUCAUGUCAUUUGUGAUUUGUUUAUAUGCCUGAUAAAAGUAGAAUGGAAUUUAAAAAUAUAGGCUUGAGUGCAAUGGCAUACCAUACAUAUUCUUUCAUAAGAAACAUUUAUUUUUCACCUUAUACUUGAUUUGUAAAAGGUAUAAAAUAUAUGUGAAGCUUAGGGGUUUUAAAAUACAAGUAUAGAUUUUUAUCAGGAGGUUUUCUUUGUCAAAGUAAGUUAUUUGAUGAUUCCUUAUUCCUGGUUUUCUUAAUAUCACCCAUCAUUCUUAAGAACAUUAAAUAAUGCUGUUGGGUUAGCUCUAAGUAGAAAGGAGAAAAGUUAAGCUUGUAUUUGGAAGUAUUAUUUGAUUGAAUUCUGACUCUUCCCCUCACUAGCUGUUUGACCUUAACAAAUCACCCAAACUUGGUUGUGUUUUUCUUUAACUCAUUUACACACAAACAUUGAAUAUAAUUAUAACAACUGCGAGGUUGUGUUGCAGAUUGAAAGAGGUAACGUUAUAUAUGUAAAACUUCUAGUACUACUAUUUCUAGAAUUUAGAAUAUGCUCAAUACAAAGUGGCUAGCAUUAUUUAUAUGAGUUUAUGUUUUGUGGGUUAUAAAAUACUUUUGAUACUUGCUCAUUAAAUCUAUGAAUCACUCCUAUAAGUGGUACUAGGUCAGGUGUUUAGUCCCCAUUUUAAAAAUGAAGAAACUAAAACUCAGAAAUAGGAUGGUAACAUGGAAAAGAUCCUACUGGCAUAGGAUUUCUGGUCUAUACUCUGUAUAAUUAGAACCCAUGGAAAAUGGGUUAAUAAAAGAAGCUUGUUUUUA